Molecule: messenger RNA, 438 nt
Organism: Dibothriocephalus latus
Lineage: Eukaryota; Metazoa; Platyhelminthes; Cestoda; Diphyllobothriidea; Diphyllobothriidae
Source: the annotation of a GenBank genome assembly
AUGUUUCUUGCCGUGGGUCUUUCGGCUUCAUUAUCUGACGCCUUAUGGUUGCCUCCGGCCUGUGUGGUCUUUCGGCUUCAUUAUCUGACGCCUUAUGGUUGCCUCCGGCCUGUGUGCAGCUCCAACUCCAAGUGGUGCGAGAAGGCGGCCGACGGUCUCACAAUUGGAUGGCGCCAGGCUCAACAGCUUUAUGAUUUGUUUUGGACAAGAUGGAUCACUACCUAUCUGCCCUCAUUGCAUGUCAAAAAAACCAGUGAGGCUCCGCUACUUGCAAUAGGCGAUUUACUCCAAAUCGUCAACGUGGCACCAUGCAGACCCUGGAAGAAGGCUGUCGUUGAAGAGAUACUCCAAUCUAACAACGCUAAAGUGAGAGACGUCGUGUUCGGUACACAACAAGGAGCGCUGACAAGGGAUGUACGGAGACCGUGCCUGCUGUAA